This is a messenger RNA of Eurytemora carolleeae, 2342 nucleotides long. RefSeq names its product zinc finger protein 711. Lineage: Eukaryota; Metazoa; Arthropoda; Copepoda; Calanoida; Temoridae. Gene Ontology annotation, cellular component: nucleus. Gene Ontology annotation, biological process: regulation of gene expression. The coding region runs from base 152 to 1315 and encodes 387 amino acids. The transcript is spliced from 4 exons. The record is from RefSeq and is a predicted model, not a curated record.
CUUUAUUAGUUAUGACUCUUGUUAGUUGUAUCUAAUGUUCACUUUAUUUUAAACUCUCUUUUGUUGAAAUCUCGAUUUUCGAGAAUUUAUUAUAUUUGCGUGUUGAACUGUAUAAAGUACUUUUAAGAAAGAAUGUUACAAUAAUGAAAGGAUGAGUGGGGCCAGAGCUGGGGGUGGGAUUACUCCAGUACCCCUCCAGGAGCUGCAGGACGGAGAAACCUCCGACUGUUCUGGCGAUGACUUGGAGAAGGAUUUUCAACAUCAGCCCGUGUGUGAGAUUAUAGAAGGAGAAGGUUUUAUCAGUUUCCCCACCGACCUGGAGCUUAAAGAUGAGAAGCUAACCAAACCCAAUCUCAAGAAUCGUGAUUUUAUGGUAAAACUUGAAUGUGGGUUGGAUACUAAACCUGACUUGUUGGAACCAAUUGAUCCAGAUGACCAGAUUGAAUCAGAUUUAUCAGAUUCGUCAGAUUCGGACGGAGACACAGACCCUGUUAAUCAACCGAAGAGACGAAGGAUAGUUCACACUGAAGUUACACCAUCUUUUUUCCAUCAGGAACAUUUUCUUCAAUACCAGGACGGAGCAGGACGGUUCGAGGACGUUACAGGUGUCCGUGCAGGACGGUUCGAGGACGGCGUUGUGUUUGAGACUAGUAUUCCCGGAGUGUCCUGUGUCGAAGGUCGUCCUCGAACCUAUUUCUGCACACACUCCCAGUGCACCUACUCAUCAAACCAUUCCGGGCACGUGAAACGGCACGUGAUGUCCGUCCAUGAUAAAGUAAGAUUUCCCUGUCCUCAUUGUGAUCAUCAGUCGACAACCAUCUAUCAUUUAAAGAGACACAUACAGUGCCGUCACGAGGGCAAUAUUGAGCAGAUAAGCUGUGAACUCUGUAACUAUAGUUGCAGGAAACGAGAAAAUUUGAAGAAACAUUUUGAAAAAGUUCACGGUCGCUUGCUGAAGCCGCUGAACAAAGCAGAGUUGAAACUCUGUGAUAAAUGUGAUUACAUGACGACGGAUUCUGCGGAUUUGAAAGUGCACAAAAAGAGUGAGCAUCCUAAGGAAGCGAAGGACCCCACGACUAAAGGUGGUGUGUUUAUUAAAGAUACAGAGAGUACAAUAACUAUCAGUGAGGACGACGGAAGAUAUUACUGCGACAUGUGCGACUACAGUUCGGCUCUAAGAGGCUCCGUCAGUCGACAUAUCCGCAGCGUUCAUCAAGGUUUACGUUUUCCUUGUGAUCAGUGUGAAUAUCAGGCGACAAGAAGUCACCAUCUGAAGAGGCACAAAGAGAGAUUGCAUUUGAUUAAAGUCACAUAACCCAGUUCAGUUAUUUAUUUACAAUUGUAUAUUAUUGACUCAUUUAGUUAUUUAAUUUGAUUAUUAAUUUUAAAGUGAAUGUCGGCAAUUAGUUAAAUGCAAUGAAAGUAAAUUCGGAUCUUUCUAAUAUUUCUUUAACUUGUUUUAAAAUUCUCAGAAACUCCCUUUUAAAGGAAUGGCGGCGUAAUUUGAUUUGACUCCAUUCAUAAUGUGUCAUGUCCGAUUUACAUCAGUACCUUUUAAAGAACCAUUGUCUGAUACAGAAUGAAUAAGAUAUCUAUGUUUUUUGCUGAAAAUUAAAAAAUUUAACUAUGGUUCUUAAUAAAAGUGACGAGCGGAUUUAUGCUGCAAAGACAAUGAAGAAAAUGUACAGAAUUAUCUCUUUAUUGGUCGAUUUAGAUCUUUUAUGGUUACUCAGAUUAAGGAAUUUAAAGAGUUCAGUCGUGAAUAAAGCAUAUUAAAGAUAUAUUAGAUUUAAUUAGAAAGUUUAUUUUCUAGCUUUUAAGUCCUAAGUCUCUAGUUUGUUGAUCCCACUUGUGGUUUAAAAUUAUGUAAUUUUUAAAUUUAUUUAAUUUAGUUUUUUAGUUGUUUUUAUUGUGUCAGAAGAUUCACUGUGUGAACUUAAAUAAAUUUUGUAUUGUUAACGUUAUUGUAUCUGUUCGCUUUUAUUCUUCUAAAUUCUCUUAUUAUAAGUCGGAAUUUAAUACUGAAGUAAGUAUCUAUAUAUAUAUAUAUUUAAAGUAGUGUUGUGUGUUUGUAUGUCCGAUCAUAACACAGGAACCCCUUGACCGAUUUGCCUCAAAUUUAGAUUGGGGAACUCGUGAGAACCACAGUAAUGUUUUUAGUUCUGUGAUUCUAAUUUAAUUGGGUCGUUUUUAAAUAGAAAAAUCGCUAAAAUCGUAAUUUAAGACCAAGCGCGGGUAAACAGUUGGAUUCUUGUCAAUUUUAGUAAAUUUACUCAAAUUAUUUUCUUAUGGAAAUUCUUUCGUCUUAAUUUUAGGAGUGAAAAUAAAGUUUUGAUUUUAAA